Pseudophryne corroboree (corroboree frog) is the source of this 1687-nucleotide messenger RNA. RefSeq lists its product as uncharacterized. The transcript is spliced from 3 exons. The record is from RefSeq and is a predicted model, not a curated record. The coding region runs from base 620 to 1597 and encodes 325 amino acids. NCBI's taxonomy places the organism in Eukaryota, Metazoa, Chordata, Amphibia, Anura, Myobatrachidae.
UUCACCAUCAUUUACGUGAUCUAAAAGGAACGAUUAUGUGUGCCAUAUGGGGCUCAGACCAUACUGUAUUUUUUGCAAUUUGUAUGUUCCCAGUUUGAUAGUUUAAUGUUUAAACCUAUUAAUAUUGGCUUAAGUUAUCUGGUACAAAUUGUUGAAGUAGUGAUGUGUGUAAAACGCGUUGUGUUCCUAGUUGUAACCAUUACCUUUAUCCAUUUAUGUUGAAUGUGCUUAGCAUGGUUUUUUGUUUUCAGUAUCAGAUGGUAUAUUUGCUGCAAAUGAUUUUUGUCAGUUCUACUGUAUGUAUAAGUUGUAAGCAUAUGUGGUAUUUGAAUAUAGCAUUUGUUAUGUAGUGUUUUACUGCACAUUCCUUGUUUGUGGCAAACAUCUAUGUUGUAGUAAGCAUAGGUGUUUUUGGUAAAGUAAGCAGGUGUGGUCAUGUUGUUUUUUUUUAAGAUGUAUAUUAUAUCUGUACUUGCUGACGACAAUAUAUGGCGGACUAUUUUUAAUAACAAUUUUCAAAACACAGGUAUGGUUUUGAUUUUCCUAAUGGCUACAUGGCUAAUGUUGAUUAUCAUGUUGUAAAUGUUUUGGGAAAAAUACAUACCAUAAUGCUAAAAAAAUGUCAGUGUCACAAAGAAGAGCAGCCCGUAGUAGCAGGACAAAUGUUGCACAGGAGGAUGCUGCUGCUACUACAGUCCCAUCCAGGCCACACCUUAGUCCGCAAAUGCGCACAGGACAACCAACAUCCAGCCGCAAACACGUGGCGUUGAAAAGACCACGGCCAGAUCUCCCGAUGCCCACAUCUGCAUCUCCCCCUCACAGAUGCAUCUCUACUGUGUCCUCAAGGCCACCAUCACAAUUACUGGCACCUUCCCCAACACGGGAAGCAGAAUCCCCUCAUCUGGCUGAUGAUGACAGCAUGCCCACGGACCAGCAUACACUGCAAACUGAUGCCACGUUUGAUCUGGAUCUCCGCCCAUUACAGACAACGCAACCUAGCACGGUACCUGUGGCCACGCCUCCACAACAAACAAGUCCGCAACCAAUAGUGAGCCCAAGUACACCACUGGCUCAAACUGAAGAGCAGACAUUUUGGGCCAACUGGGCAAACCACCAGAGGCUCAAUUCAGACUGUCUCCAAAGACAAAAUCAGCUGCUGGCAAGUCUGCCACAUUUCAUGCCACGCAUAAGUCGAAAUCUCAGCAGAGAACAUUUGGAAACCAGUCGUGUGGCGACUUGUCUGGAGCAAAUGCGGGCAGAAAACAGCACCAUGAUGACCACUUUACAGAGAAUUCUGGAUGAACAAAUGAGGCAACACCAAAACUACCUGCAUCUCCUUGAAAGGAACAAUAGCCUUACAGAAAGUCUGGGUAGAAUUAUAGAGAAUAACACGGCCUCCAAUAACCAAUUAAAUGCUACACUCACUAACUUAAGCCACAACAUAAGUGCUUUACACUCCCAACAAGCGAGCACUAGCUCAGGAACUACAGCUCCAAUAAAUACCCCAGUGACCUCCCCAAUAAGGAGGUCAAGCAGAUCAAGACCUCAUGUCCCUGGCCCCACCUCUGAAGCCUCCAAGGCUACACGAAAAAAAUAAAGCCAGCCUCUGCAGAUGGCAGAUGCAUAAAUGGGGUUAACACUGUCUGUUGACGUUUGCAAUGUACACACUUUCACACUUUAAUAAACA